Chara braunii is the source of this 1453-nucleotide messenger RNA. The record is from the annotation of a GenBank genome assembly. NCBI's taxonomy places the organism in Eukaryota, Viridiplantae, Streptophyta, Charophyceae, Charales, Characeae.
ACUUCUUCUCCAUCUUAUCUUCUUCUUCUUCUUCUCUCCAUCUUCUUCUUCUUCUCUCCAUCUUCUUCUUCUUCUUCUUCUUCUUCUUCUUCCCCAUCUUUUUUCCAUCCUCUUCUUCCUCAUCCCCAUCUUCUCUCCAUCACCCACCUCCGGUGCGAUGACCAUGGCGGGCAAUCGAGUGCCAUUCGAGCCUGAGACCGGUGCAGAUAGAGAAAGGAUGCUCAGCCAAUCGGAGCUGUGGAAAUGGGCAGACAGAGGCCAGAAGGUGAUGACGGGAACAUCACACAGCUCAUGGAGGUUGCGUUGCAGGCUCUGCAACAAGGAGUUCAUCGGCACGUUGUCCAAAGUCGUGAAACACCUCACACAACCGUCGGUCAAUGCCCGCUGUCCGCAUACCACCGGUGAAAUUCUUGCUGUCAUUCGCAGCGACCACCCGAAAGUGCCAUUGCUUCCUGCGUCGCUGGCGAAAUUGAACGACUACUACAAGGAACAGGGUCGUCCGCCGGUUGUUGUGGAUGCGCAGGAUCUUGCUCCCGUUGAUGUGGCUUGUGUGUCGGGGGAGGUCGGUACGUCGUCGACUGCGGCAGAUGGAGGGCGGGACACGGGUUCGACGGUGGGAGAAGGCAGCGCUCUGGGUUUUGAUUCGGCAUCGGUUGUUGGCAGGGGCGCUCGGAGUUCCAGGGGGCCCGACAUCCCGGAAGAGAUCGCUGAGCACCUACGGGGUCCUGUUUUGGCUGCGGCUCGCCCACCACGACCUCCAUCGAGUGCACAACAAUCGUCCUUGAAGAAUUUCAUAGUGGAUGAGCUGCAGAGGGAGUUCGACCAGGCGGUUGCUUCCUUCUUCUUUGAGAAUGCCAUCGCCUUCAACGUCGCGCGCUCAGACUCGUAUAAGAACAUGAAAAGGAUCAUGAACUCGGCGGCGAGAUCGAGGAAGAUGCUGUGGAUGCCUGGAUACAAUCACUUGACAACGAAGGCUUUGCCGUCCAAAUACAAAGACGUGGAUAAGGAUCUUGACAAGAUCCGCGAGCCAUGGGAUGUCACUGGCCUGACCUUGAUGACGGACGGCACGACGACGACCAGCAAUAGGCCGGUCAUUAACUUCAUCGCAGCCGGCGAUUCGGGGGCUGUCAUGGUGCGUAGUGUGGACAUGGAGGGGAAGGACAAGUCGGCUCCUGCUUUGGCAAGGAUGUGGGUGGAGGUGAUACGAGAGUUGGGGGUGCACAGGGUGAACGUGAUCUGCACGGACUCGGCACAGGUCAACAUUUCCGCGAAGAAGAUAUUGGAAAACCAUGACGACCCUGCGAUCAGGAGCAUUUCAUGGGUGCCGUGUGCAUGCCACGUUGUCAGGCGGCCACAAGCAGUGCGCCGCCUGAAAUCUACGGUUUUGGGACUUAGGCGCAAAAACGAGUCUGAGUUUUGACGGUACUCAGGUUAGACCAGGCAGCGGAAAUUA